AUGUAUCCAAACCAGGGAUGUGUCCUGUACUCGGACACGUCUACGACAGCCAGAUUUGGCAAUAUUGCUCUCUGGAAGAACGCCUCCCUGACUAGUACCUUUGAUGAAUACUCUGCUGCUCAUCAAGCUAUUGAUGGGGUAUGGCCUGAGGCAGGUAGUAACCAUCGCUGUGCCCAAACCAACCUCGAAUGGGUUCCACACCUAAAAAUAGAUUUAAAUCAAGAACAUUAUGUCGACCAUGUCGUUUUACUAAGUCGGGGAGAUGUUGGAACUAGUCAUGAUUUUGCCUUAUCGAAGAUAAAGAUUUAUGUAGAUAGUUCAUACUGUGGGUAUUUUGAGGGUCCAGCGGAACCUGGAACUAAUGCCACAAUUGUCUGCGGUGGGUGUCUUCUUGGUAAAGUUGUCGCCGUAUCAACUUGGGAUGGUAUCUCGUCACGAUAUCUGUCGAAUUGGGCCCUGGGAUGUAAGCUGACCAUGACGUCAUUUGUGUAUACUCUACUCGCCAGUUCGGUGUGGCUCAGUGUGGACGCGUCUGUCCUUGUCUGGAUGAUCUGUUGUAACCCGUGGUAUUUUCAAAAAAGUAGCAACAUUUUUCCACACCUUUUGAUAGGAUGGGGUGGACCUUUGCUUAUUGUGAUACCAUGGGUUUGUCUACGGAUUUACUUAGAUGAUGAGAUGUGUUGGAUGGCGAUCGAUAUAAACAACUACGAGUCUUGGGAGGCUUGUUUGUUUUUAGGACCUGUGCUUGUUAUCAAUUCGGUAAACAUUGUUUACUUAAUCCUGAUAGGCAGGUUUGUCAUAAAGAACCACAUGAUGAAGAAAAUUACCAGUAGCUCAACAGAUUUCAGAAGGCAUUGCAGUGGACCAAAAGAACAUACCAUUACUACAAUCCUAAAUACAGCGAAGCAUAUCUGCAUCAUCAUUCCUUUACUUGGAGUACCUGACAUUGUACUUACUAUUUUGUCAUUUUGGCCUAAUAUUCAUUUCUUGUAUGCUGAUAUGUUUUUCAGUUCGUUCCAGGGUUUCAUGUUAGCUGUGAGCUUGUGUUUGACGGAAAGAAAGGCUGUCAAAGAUUUUAAAAGCCUUGUUUUACCUUGUACAUCAUUAACAAGGAGAGUAUCGAGAUCAUCUUCUACUGGAGAAAACGCGAGUGUUAAUACAAGUAUUUACCAACUAAUGAAUCAUGGGAGCUCAACAGUGCACAGUGUGUAAUGUGCACAACUCUUAUGUGUGAAUGUGUUAAUGUAGUUUCAA
Messenger RNA from Saccostrea cuccullata (small rock oyster), 1254 nucleotides. RefSeq names its product glucagon-like peptide 1 receptor. The coding region runs from base 1 to 1212 and encodes 403 amino acids. The transcript has 11 exons. Gene Ontology annotation, molecular function: G protein-coupled peptide receptor activity; peptide hormone binding. Gene Ontology annotation, biological process: adenylate cyclase-modulating G protein-coupled receptor signaling pathway; cell surface receptor signaling pathway. Gene Ontology annotation, cellular component: plasma membrane. NCBI's taxonomy places the organism in Eukaryota, Metazoa, Mollusca, Bivalvia, Ostreida, Ostreidae. The record is from RefSeq and is a predicted model, not a curated record.